Phytophthora infestans T30-4 is the source of this 330-nucleotide messenger RNA. RefSeq lists its product as uncharacterized. The record is from RefSeq and is a predicted model, not a curated record. The transcript has 2 exons. The coding region runs from base 1 to 330 and encodes 109 amino acids. Lineage: Eukaryota; Oomycota; Peronosporomycetes; Peronosporales; Peronosporaceae.
AUGUGGUCACGCAACGCUCUGGCCGUGAACAAGUUGACGAGUGCUUUGCGUUGGAAUUUCCAGCGAUGCCCUUUGAUAAAUGUAUCAAAGUGCACUUUGAGAAUUUGCUCAAAAUCCUCGGGUCGAGCCGAGAACAACCAGUCGUUCUUGCCCGGUUGGCGCAGUACGAACGGCGCUCCGUUGCGAGCGACACUGGUCUCGACCAGCCAGUCCUGGAACCGAUCGAGGUUGCGAGCCAUGAGCAGCGUAUGUCCCAGAAUCGGGUGUCCACCGGGCAGAUACGGGACCGGUUUGACUUUCUCUUCUUCAUCGUCCGAGUCGAUUGCGUAG